AUGAAUCUUCACUCCGGUUCUGUUCCGUUCAGUGUAUUAGGGUGCCGACUAUUGUUGGCAACGGCGGCUAUGAUAGCGAUCGUCGUCGUCACAGGUACUGCAAAUGCUGUCGAGUCAGCACGUCGUGUGAUGAUGAUGACGAGCGCUCAAACACCACCACAUCAUAGCAUUUCGUUGCAUCAACCAAUGAUUGCAUUUCAAAUGCCGGAGAGUGGUUUUUCAUUGAGAUUUAAAGCCUUCGAUCGAUCAAGCAAGCAGGUGCAUGAAGGAACUGCAAUUCGAUAUAAAAAUGAAAAAACAGAGUCGAUGAACGUGAUUUUGGAGAGUGGAGUUUUGGGAUUGAUGACAUUCUUUGACACGAGAAAUUUACAUGUAUUUAUGAAACCUGUUCAAGAAGGUGGUGUGGAAGUUUCUUCACAAACUACAGACAAGUCAAGUGUCACUCAAUGUAUUCACAUUAAUUAUGAUGCACCUUGGAAUGCUUUUGAUAGUGGAAUAGGAUUGAGUAAAAUGUUGAAUCAAGUGACUUUCAAAGCAGUUACUCCAAAGAGUGUCAUAUUUGAUAAGGAAGUGAAUGCUCAUUGUGUCAACAAUAAGCUUGACAUGUAUUCCUUCUCGUUUAUGGAUGAAAGUAUGGUUUUGUGUGCCAAUGGAUCGAUUCCAGUUUUUAUCAUUUCCAAAUCAUUGGUGGUUUCCAUGAGUGAAUUCACACUCACGAAAGAGAAGGCUGAUACUUCUUCUCAACCAACCUUACACGAAAAGCUUUUCCUCGAUCAGAUGGAUCGUCUUGUUUCUAAUUGUACCUAUUACGAUAGAAAAUAUCUUGCUGAAUAUUUUGGUAAGAAGAAUAUUCACGCGAAACAAGACACCACCACGAGGGAUAGGAUUGAAAAAUAUCUCACAAGAUAUCGAGUGAGCUUGAAAUAUGGACUUUCGUUGCCAAUCAUUGAUGAAAAGGCAUUCGAUCCUUCCACUUUUCCAUCCAUCAGCUCUCAUCGAAAGAAUAAUGAAGUGAGCUCCGUGUCACUUUGGUUCCUAAAUGAGCAAGAAUCCUGUAGCAGUCGGCAUCUCAGAGAUGAACAAUCAUGUGUCUCAUAUCUCACAAGAAAGGUUUCAAGCGGAGCUUCUCAAAACAAGCCAACAUGUAUUUUCCUCCACGGUGCAGGAGGAACAGAAGAUUUACCUCCACAAAAGAAUUUUAAGGAAUAUUGGGGCAAUGUAUUGGACUACACAGAUCAUUGUGGAGAUGUAUGGUUUGGCAGACGUGAUACAAAGAACAGAGGUUGGGACGAUGAAUCUUUGCAAGAUUAUUAUUGCUCUACUGCAUUAUUAGGAAGUGGAAAUUCAACCACGAUUCAAAAUACUCUUCUCUAUACACAUUCCAUGGGUAAUCUUGUCAUUGCAGCUGCAUUCAUGAAUGGAAAAUGUUCUAUUGAUCUAUCAACAUCUAAAUGGUUUACAAUGGGAGCUCCAUUCAAUGGCUCAGUAGUUUCAAGAACCUUACAAAAUAUCUGUCAUGAUUAUUACUACAACAAUUUCCCAUUGAAUUUGAAAGCUCUCUACGGAUUUAUUGCAACCGUUGGUGGUUAUUGCUUGAAAGGAACGCCUAAUGCCUAUCAAAGUUAUGUUUCCGUCGAAGAAGGUUAUUGCUCACCACAAGGAGUUUGUAUUCAUGACUUGUACGAACAUACAGAUCCUUAUGACACUGGAAGACUUUGCGGUGACGACCCUAUUGGAUUGUUGACUCAUUAUAGUAUAGCCUUAGAAAUUGUGCAUUUGAUUGCAGAUUAUGGAACUACAUCUGAUGGAUUUGUGACAUUUAAGAGCUGUCAAAUGGAUGAAGCAAAGAAAUUCUCAGAUAACGGACCCAGCACCGAUUGGUACAAGGCAAUGGUCAACCAUGCUGACGAGACGUGCCGAAACGGUGAUGGUUGGUGGGGAUCAGACAGAAAACCAUGCUCCUUCUACAAGAAACAAUAA
This is a messenger RNA of Naegleria fowleri, 1980 nucleotides long. RefSeq lists its product as uncharacterized. Lineage: Eukaryota; Heterolobosea; Eutetramitea; Acrasida; Naegleriidae. The coding region runs from base 1 to 1980 and encodes 659 amino acids. The transcript has 4 exons. The record is from RefSeq and is a predicted model, not a curated record.